Messenger RNA from Marasmius oreades (fairy-ring Marasmius), 997 nucleotides. RefSeq lists its product as uncharacterized. The transcript has 5 exons. NCBI's taxonomy places the organism in Eukaryota, Fungi, Basidiomycota, Agaricomycetes, Agaricales, Marasmiaceae. The record is from RefSeq and is a predicted model, not a curated record. Gene Ontology annotation, cellular component: cell tip; cytoplasm. Bases 196 to 684 code for a protein of 162 amino acids. Gene Ontology annotation, biological process: establishment of cell polarity.
UCUCAAACAUGACGUUGGCCGUUGACUAUCACCUCCUCCACCACUCUUCAAGGAACACGGUUUUUCGGGCUAAAAGUAUCUCGGAUUUGAUAAUCCUCCGACUCAACCGAAUCGUUUUUCUGUUUUUCUUUUUCUACCUUCACCUGGUGCUUGCUCUCUUGUUGCUCUGCGUAAUUCAUCUCAACUACCCGUCAAAUGUACGCCCAACAGCCCCAUGCCCAUUCAUCUACAUCAACUGUGUCAAGACACAGUGGUGGAGGAGGCUGGGAAGGUCAACCACGUGUAGAUCUGCGCAUUCCUGGAGACGUUCCGGCUGCGGUCCGCAAUCUUUUGCUUUCCAUGAAAAAACUCCAGGAAACAUUAAGACAGUGGAGUAUAGGCCACGCCUCAGAGAGCCAAGUCAGCGAUGUGUACGUUCAGAUUGGGACGGAUUUCAAUACUACGAUGCACGCAUUUGCCCAUCAUCAUAUUGAUUUAAGUGACAUCCACUCUAUCCCUAAAGACCUCCGUACUGUUUUAGAACAGUGUCUGGCUGAAGAUCCCUCACCAAAUGUACUCGCGUUGUUCAUGCCUGAGGUUCGAAAAGUCCUCUACCGACUCCUCAAAGGCCUGAACUCAAGACAAGAAGCCUGGAGAGCGGUCGGCGGAGGUCAACUUCCUACGAUGUCGUUAGAUUCCCGAUGAAGCGGAAAGCUAGAGACUCCGACCCGACUGACCGCGACCGACCCAUGACGAUGAACGCGCCCAAAAAAAAAACUUUAUACUUACACAUACACGAUCCCGAUAUUUAUUUCCGAUGCUCCUUUUCCCUCGAUCCAAUUCCCACAGAAACGGUAAUUUAUAUUCCCACUCAUCCUGAUACCCCGAAUACCCUCUCCUUUGUUCGAAUUUUCUAUACUUAUUGUUAUUUGUACGUACGUUGUAUAUCACCCAAACUUCAUGUAGCUUAGACCUGUCUUCCCUUUCCGUAGAGUUGCAAUCUAUUUUUCGCGAAUUA